CAGCCACGCAUUGAAAUGGCAAUUCCUCUUCCUCCAAACCUGCUCUGCUAGCCACCAUGGCUUCUGCAACUCACAAUUCAUCCACUCUCUGCUUCAAUCUUCAAACACCACCUAACUGUCUCAUUAAUCGAUCUAGUAAUUUUUUGCACUGUGGCCAUCGGUAUGGAGAGCCUCUCUACUCUUCUAUACGCGCCAGGGUUCGCCUUCAGCGAAGGAUAAGAGCGCGAAGUAGAGCUUCCGUUCUUACUGUUGUCUCUUUUUCUUCCGCAAAUAAACCGUCUCCUUCCUCUGACGUUAGCUCUACAGCCAGGAUAAGGAGUGAAGUUCUGUCUCCCUUUCGGUCAGUUAGGAUGUUCUUUUAUAUAGCUUUUGUUGCAAGCGCAUCUCUAGGGGGAUUGAUAACAAUCACACAACUUAUCGGUGCACUGGGUAAUCCAUCAAGAGCACCUGAAGUUCCAGUGAUUCUGAAAGACCUCGCCAUUGACCUCGGAGCGGUGUCUAUAUUUGCUUUCUUGUACUACAGAGAGAACAAGGCAAAAAAUGCACAGCUGUCUCGACUCUCGAGAGAAGAAAGCCUAUCAAAUCUUAAGCUCCGAGUGAAUGAGAAGAAGACCAUUCCGGUCAGCACAUUGAGAGGGAUUGCCCGUCUGGUAAUAUGUGCAGGCCCAGCAUCAUUCAUAACGGAGUCCUUUAACAGUAGUGAGCCUUUCACAGAAAGCCUCCUAGAGAGAGGGGUACUUGUUGUGCCCUUGGUGACCGAUGGGGAUUCACCUUCUUUGAAGUUUGAUGAGAGUGAGGAGCAGAAGCAGGUCACCACCAAAAGGAAGAGGCUCUGGCAGCUUGCUCCCGUUUUCAUCACUGAGUGGUUCGAGUGGUUGGAAGAACAAAAGAAGUUGGCAGGUGUAUCCUCUGAGUCUCCAGUGUAUCUAUCUCUGCGGCUAGAUGGCCGAGUACGAGGAAGCGGGGUUGGGUAUCCUCCAUGGAAAGCUUUGGUUGCGCAAUUACCACCAGCAAAGGGAAUUUGGUCUGGCUUACUAGAUGGCAUGGAUGGGAGAGUUCUUUAGAAGAAAUAGUGUUAAAGUUGAUCUCUCGUAAUUUUUUCCCGUUAGGCAUCUUCUUAAAGUGGAAAAUCCACUACUCCUCAUCGAGUCUUUAAUGUAAUCUUCUUAUGAAUUGAAUCCAAGGUCAUGCUUAAAUGCAUAACAACAUCAGGAGAGCUGACCAUACUCAGUUAUGUUGUACAAACGUGUGUCUAUCUUCUCGCGGUAGCCUCCCAUUGGAACUUCAUUGAGCGUUCAUGGAUAUGGGCAAAUUUUUUC
Molecule: messenger RNA, 1319 nt
Organism: Neltuma alba
Lineage: Eukaryota; Viridiplantae; Streptophyta; Magnoliopsida; Fabales; Fabaceae
Product: protein LOW PSII ACCUMULATION 1, chloroplastic
Exons: 4
Coding region: 57-1064 (335 amino acids)
Source: RefSeq, a predicted model, not a curated record